GCAGAGCUGCAGGCAAGCAUGUUGGAGUCGAGAGCACUGCAUUUCAGUGUCAUGUCAGCAAGACAGCUUGUCACAAAGCCCUCGGUGCUGUGCUUCCCCUCUUCCUUUCAGAAAUAUUAUGCGCUUGUAACACAGGGUUAGGUACUAGGUGCUCUUUCCUCGCCUGCUGAAUCGGCGCUGGCGAGAAGGUUAUGACUUGGCCGCUUCGUUUCCUGUCGAUUGUGGUCAAACAAGUCAGUGAAACUAACGGCUGCGUUUUGCACUCCUUUGAAGGGGAUGAGAAGGGGUACAGUUGCUGUUGUUGUUGGCCACACUGUUGCAGUCGAGCACAGCGUUGAAUUACGGCCACAUCUCCGGCACCGCAUUUUGGUUAAUUGCUCCGGCUUUGGGUGCAGGAUGGCAUCUUUGCCGACCUCAGGUUCUGCUCUCUUUACAGGUUAGGUUUCGCAGCGAUACCCCCGCGCUCCCGUCGCCUCGCUCAUCAGAUCACCAAAUUUGUUCUCCUCUCCUCCUUGAUGAGGUUUUGAAAUCAAUGCCAUCUGGUCGGGGACUGUGGGCUGAAAGUGUAGUGUAGGAGAAGGUGCGCACUGCGCACGGUAUCACAUGCACCGGGGUCUGUAUGCGUGGAUGUCGUCAAUUGCACGAUAGCCAUGGGCAGUCGGAAAAACAUACGGAAUUUCGCUCCUGGUACUUUGAGAUCAGCUCCGUUGCAGUGCUUUGCCGGCGUUUGAGGAAGUUGAUAAAUAUACGGCAGAUGUUCUCAUAUCGUCCCAGAUGUUCCCAUCUCUGAUGUGGUCCCAGAUAGUCCCAUCUCUCUCAUGUGGUCUCUCCAGGCGGUCCCAUCUGUCAUGUGGUCCCAGAUGUUCCCAUCUCUCAUGUGGUCCUACAUGGUCCCAUUUCUCAUGUGGUCCUGGGUGGUCCCAUCUCUCACGUGGUCAUGCACAGUUCCAUGAACUUUCCGUCUCUCCUUGGCGGGCUAUCAGAUUGAGUUAGUCGCAAGGUUGUGCCGUUUGUUGUCUGCAGUUUUUCAAUUUUGCACGAUGGCCGCCUGCCGCCUACCUCGUGGUCGUGUGACUUGUCCUCGACGUGAAGCUGAAGGUAUCCAUGCACCCUGUGCAGUCUACAUGCAUGCUAUCUACAAAGUAUAGCACACACUAUGUGCAUAGCAAGCUCAUGCAAAACCUAUUCUGGACCUCAUGGUCGUGUGACUUGUCCUCGACUUGAAGACGAAGGUAUCCAUUGUACCGUGCACAUUCUACAUGCAUGCUGUCCACAAAGUAUAGCACACGCUAUGUGCAUAGCAAGUUCAUGCAGAACCUCGUCCGGGCUAUGCGGGCUGGAAAUGGACAAUUAAUAGCAGGUAUAGUGAUGGCCAAUGUUAUAGUGUCCUCCUUUCGAAGAAGUUGGCGAGCUCUUUGCGCGCCCAUCUUUGCGAAUCUGCCUUGAGAAGUACUACUCUUCUUCCCUCUAAUACAACGUACGGUCAUUAUAGCUGUAUUUCGACUGAAAGAUGCCUCAGAUACGGCUAUACAAAGAAAUGACCUUACGUUCUAUUCGGGGGAAGAAGGUAGUGCAUGUGGAAACCCGGCACUGAGAAGGAAAUGGCAAAAUAGAGAAAGGAAAAGGAGGAAGAUGGCGGUGCACCAGUGUGAGAGCCCCUGAUUCAAGAGGUGAAAGGGAGUUCACUGCAGGUCAGGGGCACAGAAGUGAAGCUCCUCAAAGUUUGCGAGGACCCACCCGGAGUCUGCAAAAUAUCUGAUGAAAUCAUCUUCAAGUUUGCAGAGCACUUUGUUCCGCGAAUGCAGAUGUCAGCACACACACAGCCGGACUUGUGCGCCCGAUUCCAGCGGAAUCGAUGGCAGAUCCUGGAAGCUGGAAGAUGUUUGCAGGGGAGGUUAGGUAACCGUGUAGCACCCAAGGGUGCACAGAGGGGUUUGGUCAGACGGCGAGUUUGGACCGAUGACGACUUGAGGAGAAGCGAAGCGUUGUCGCUACCAUACCGGUACUCGAUGGUUCGUUGCGAAGACGUUGCACAAUCCAUCGACGUCAGCGCAACUGCCGAGGGAUGUGCCUUUGAGUGCUGCUGACAGAGCUCCUUGGAACUUGCAUCGUUGUGGGAGGAGGGGACAAAACCGCAGUCGAUAAGGAAUCGGCAGCAUCAGUCUGGUGGUUGAUGGAGCGGCACGAGUGACCCUCCGAAAUGUGGACGAGGAAGUGAAUGCGCUGGGUGGGGUGGUACGCGAGCCAUUCUGGGAACCCCGAGGGAUCUUUUUCCGAACACAUAAAUUCCCCUCAGCUUACCGCAGCAGCGCGUGGAGAUCGAUGGGGACGGGGAAUUGUAGUCUCUUGAAGAGAGGUGCAACCCCGAUUGUAUACUGAACUCCUAGUUUUUACUCUUAUAUGUGGUAUUCCAUUCUUGUUUGACUCUUGGAUUGAGAUCUACAGACUC
Messenger RNA from Chara braunii, 2449 nucleotides. The record is from the annotation of a GenBank genome assembly. NCBI's taxonomy places the organism in Eukaryota, Viridiplantae, Streptophyta, Charophyceae, Charales, Characeae.